UAGUUAUGACAUCUACAACUAACCGGGCAAUGUCACGCAGAUACUUUCCAAAUAUUAUAAUAACGGGUACUCCAGGAUGUGGUAAGUCGUCCCAUUCUGAAAGUCUUGUUUCCCAUUUAAACCAAGAGUUAUCCAAGAAGGGUCAAGAGUUUACUCAUUUAAAUGUCAGUGAUCUUGCCAAGGAACGUGGGUGUAUUGAAUCUUAUGAUGAAAGGUUAGACACCUCUGUGGUCGAUGAAGAUAAAUUGUUAGAUUCUUUAGAAGUGGAUCUUGAAAAAGGGGGUGCUAUUGUUGACUGGCAUUGUUGCGAUAUCUUCCCAGAGCGGUUAAUUGAUUUGGUUGUGGUUUUAAGAACUGAUAAUUCUAAUUUAUAUGACAGAUUGAAAAAGAGAAAUUACAACGAAGCUAAGCUUCAAGAAAAUUUGGAUUGUGAAAUUAUGGAAGUGGUUUUAAACGAUGCUAGAGAAGCUUAUAUCCCAGAAAUUGUCAUUGAAUUGAAUUCUAACAGUGCUGAAGAAAUGGACGAUAAUGUUGAAAGAAUUGGCCAAUGGGUUACUAAUUGGAUAAAAGACCAUCCUGAUGGAGUUACCAAUGAAUUGGAUCCAGAACUCGCUGCUCUUGCAAGAGAAGAACAAGGUGAUGACGAAGAAGAAGAUGAAGACUUUGAGAUUGCCGAAGAAGGGGCUUACGAUAGCGAUGACGAUGAAGAAGAAUAUGACGAUGAUGACAAGGAAUAAGGGUGUACACACAUAGACUACAUUUAUAGAUCUCACUCUAAUAUAAAAAUUAAACCCUAAAUACCUAUAUAAACCAGAACCAAAAAAAAACUUAAAUAAAUUGCAAAACAAUCUUUCUAAGGUAGAACAUUAUUACCACCAAAAGAAGGAACAAUACAACGUAGUAACCUCUGGUGAUAGCAUAGUAUGUCCAAUUCUUGGUUAACUUUUCAAGAUUAUGUUGUUCUAAUUCAGUUACAACCUUCAAGUUUUGAGCAAAGAUAUACUUUGAUUCUUCAAUGAUUUCCAACUUUUGCUCUUCAGUUAAUGCAUUUCUGGUGACCAAUUCAUAGUCUCUCUUAUAAAUAAUUCUAAACAAGUUUUCAUCAGCAACAUCAAAGGUAAAGAAAUUGGCACCCAUUUUAAUAACAUCUUCAUGACUUAAACCAGACUUUCUUGGGUAGAAACCAGCGGCUCUAGCAAAAGAAGAUCUCAUAACUCUACCACCAGCAAAUAAAGCCAAGUACAUAACAUGUAAAUAGGCAAACAACAAAUAUGGCUUUUCUUUGGUAACUUCCUUAAUAUGGUUAGCAAAAGCAACUUGCUCAGACAUCACUGGGUGCAUAAACUUUUCCUUUCUGUCAUCAUAAUAAAACAUCAAAUCUUGUUGAGCUUUUUCUCUUCUAGCGAUUUCUGGUUUCCAGACUUGUUUGAACAUUUCGGUCCAUUCAUCAUCGAUUUCUAAUUGUUGAUAUAAACUGGUUUCAAUCGCAUCGAACACAUGGUAGAAUGCCUGAAGACCUUGACGGAAAAUCUUAUAGUUUUUAAGAGCAAUGGCGAAUUUUAAGGUAACCACUUUAUCAAUCUUGUCAUGUAAACUUCUAGUUUCUUUAUUAAUUCUGUUUGCUAAUGCACCAACAUCAUUUGGAGCGGGAAUGAUUUCAUGUUGACUUAACUUGGUAGUAGCACCAAGAGUUUGUGUAGCAGUAGACAUUUUUAAUUAUUCUUUUUUUUUGACUUAGUUUAAGAUAUUGA
Molecule: messenger RNA, 1751 nt
Organism: Spathaspora passalidarum NRRL Y-27907
Lineage: Eukaryota; Fungi; Ascomycota; Pichiomycetes; Serinales; Debaryomycetaceae
Gene: HBR1
Product: nucleoside-triphosphatase
Exons: 1
Coding region: 6-737 (243 amino acids)
Cellular component (GO): cytoplasm; nucleus
Molecular function (GO): AMP kinase activity; ATP binding; ATP hydrolysis activity
Source: RefSeq, a predicted model, not a curated record